Molecule: messenger RNA, 2277 nt
Organism: Ostreococcus tauri
Lineage: Eukaryota; Viridiplantae; Chlorophyta; Mamiellophyceae; Mamiellales; Bathycoccaceae
Product: MIF4-like, type 1/2/3
Exons: 1
Coding region: 1-2277 (758 amino acids)
Biological process (GO): biosynthetic process
Cellular component (GO): eukaryotic translation initiation factor 2B complex
Molecular function (GO): guanyl-nucleotide exchange factor activity; translation initiation factor activity; translation initiation factor binding
Source: RefSeq, a predicted model, not a curated record
AUGCCGCGCGUCGACGCGGACAUCGACGUGAAGCACCCCUUACAGGCGGUCGUCCUCGCCGAUUCUUUCGGUCAUGCGCUGAAACCGUUGACGUGUAACGUUGCGAAGGUUUUGUUGCCACUGGCUGGGUGUCCCAUGCUCGAGUACAGUCUCGAGUGGUUGGCGACGCAGGGGGUCGAGGAGUGCGUCGUCGUCGCGUGUUCGUGCUCCGAAAGCGUCGAGCGAUAUUUGAAAUCGCGUGACGGAAGGAUCGGAGGUGGUGAAGGGCGAGGCGGGAUGAUCACGCAGUGCGUGAGCGGGACGGCGUGCGUGAGCGCUGGCGAGGCCCUGAGGUUGAUCGAACAACGCAGGGUGAUUCGAGGAGAUUUUGUGUUGGUUUCAGGAGAUGUCGUGACCAACGUCGAUUUAAGUGAUGCGUUGCGGACACAUCGUGAGCGUAGGAAGAAGGAAAAGUUGGCCAUCAUGACAGUGCUGCUGCGAGAGACGGGAGCCGACGUACGAGAGGCGCGGUAUGGGGAGAACAAUUUGACCGUCGCGAUGGAUUCAGAGACGCAGAGGAUCGUUCACUACGAGGAGCAUCACGGGAGCGCAUCAAGGACGCCGGCAACGUCGCUGGACGCGUCGUUGUUCGGGGAGGUUGAGAAUAUUCGGGUGCGGACGAACUUGAUGGAUUGUCACAUCGACAUUUGCGCGCCGGAGUUUCUGAUGCUCUUUACCGAUAACUUUGAUUAUCAGCACAUUCGACGGGAUUUCAUCGUGGGCACUCUGAACGAGCGCGAACUUGGGAACACACUGUAUGCGUAUGAGAUCUCGAAGGACGCGUAUGCGGCGAGGGUGAGAAACUUGCGAUCGUACGACGCUGUGUCGCGAGAUAUUCUGAAUCGUUGGUCGUACCCAUACGUUCCUGACACGCGAGUGGUUCCGGCUCAUAAUCCGGAGACGUACAUUCAUCAGUGGGGGAACAAUUACCUGAGCCCCACAUGCUCGGUGCACGAGACGGCGAAGAUUGGACGACGGUGUCUCAUCGGCGCGGGAUCGAGCGUCGGCGCGGGAUCGAGCGUCGUGCACAGUGUGAUCGGGAAGAAUGUCGUCAUCGGUAAUAACGUCAAGAUUGAGGGUGCGUACGUGUUCGACGGCGCGCGUAUCGGUGACGAUGCGUCGGUGACCAGCUCCAUCCUACAAGACGGUGUCGUCCUUCACGCGUAUGCGUGUGUCUCCCCAGGAUGCGUCCUAGCCUCUGGCGUAGUCAUCGGAAGUGGAUUCACAGUGAAACCGCACUCGCGAGUCGCCCUCGAUGCGCAACCGGCGAUCGAGGAGGAGGAUUACGACUCGGAUGAUUCUGUGUCGUCCACGGAUAUGAACUUUGCCAGUCUCGAGCACGUACGAGACAAAGUCAAGGGUGAACACAGCGCAGAAGAGAUCGAGAACGCGCUCAAGAAAGCUCGAGUGCGCACUGACGUAGACUCGAGCGCGAUUUGGAAUCCCUCUUCAGUUGGCUGCGGAGGCGCAGGUUAUGCAUGGGUGCCUCGUGACGAGCAGUGGUUCCGAAACAUUGCCCCGACGCCGCCGCGCGAACUACACGAUUACUCGUAUGAGAGUGCAGAAGAAGCGUCAAAACGUGGAUAUGUCCAGAAAACGAUAGAUACGUCGAUGAUGGACGACUUGGAGAGCGAAGGCGACGAGGACACGAAGCGCGAAGGCGUGUUCCAACGCGAGGUGACGGAGACGUUUCUGCGCUGCGUCAAGCAAGGAUACGCACAAGAGAACGCGGUCGUGGAACUUCAAGGCUUGAAGAUGGCAGAGAACAGAACAUUUGCAGACAUUGCGCGAUACGUGUUGAUGACAAUCGUCGGUUUGACCCUUCCCGCUCACGCCAAGACGUCUAAGGAGAACAUAAAGUUGUAUCCGGAAGCCACUCCGGCAAGCACUCCGGAGCUGCUCAAGCGUCUGCGCGCGCGCUUGAAGGAGUGGGCGCCACUCUUGUCUCGUUUCCUGCGAAGUGAAGACGAUCAAGUUGAAGCUUUGCUCACGCUCGAGGAGUUCUGCUCCGAGGAAGACGUGUUCAAGGGCAUGGGCGGCGCAGUAUGCGUGCCGUCAUUCGCAAAAAUUCUCCACAUGCUGUAUGACAUGGACGUCAUCAGCGAAGAGAGCGUUCUCGCGUGGGCCGAAGAAAAAGCCGAGGCCGAUGAGAUGGAUAAGAAGUUCUUAAAACUCGCGCAGCCGUUCGUGGAUUGGCUCGAGCAAUCUAGUGAAGAGGAGUCAUCUAGUGACGACUAA